This is a messenger RNA of Morchella sextelata, 909 nucleotides long. RefSeq lists its product as uncharacterized. The record is from RefSeq and is a predicted model, not a curated record. The transcript has 2 exons. Lineage: Eukaryota; Fungi; Ascomycota; Pezizomycetes; Pezizales; Morchellaceae. The coding region runs from base 1 to 909 and encodes 302 amino acids.
AUGAGUAGCAGUACCAGUUCAUCACCCCCGGCCUUGUGCGAGGGCGUAAAACGUUCCACAAAUCUUAGAUCCAAAGCUAAAAGAAGCAAUAAAAGAAAGGCCGGUGCAACAAAGGUCGAAAAAAAGCAUAGCUCAGUCGGUCUCCUCAAGGCCAACCUAACCGGAAAAUCCAGGAAUAAGGUUCUUGGCUCAACUAAAAAGUCGCACGGAAACGCACGCGUCACCAAAAAGAGAGCUUCCAAGGUUAAAGAAAAUCAAAACUCUAUCAGUCUCCUCCUCCUACCCGAUGCGCAAGACGCCGCAAUCUUCGAGGCGAUCAACUACGUCGACAAUGCAGACCCCGCCCCAGUUGAUCUCAUGCUGGAAAUUGAGUCAACAGAGACCAUCUAUCCAACCAGCAUCGUCACUUACACCGAGCAGGACCAAAUUAUCCUCGAACUCGCCGCAAAGGUUGCCUGUGCGCGGAUUGCAAACACUCCUGUAUUCCGUAAUUCUUCAUCUCCCGCCUCUCGAUCCUCCCCUAAGAGCUCGCGUAAGGUCCUAUCUCGCCGAAAAGAGCCUAAACAUGCCUCUCCCAAACCCAAAGUCGCUACAACCAAGAACGCCAAAAAGGUUUCCCCCAAGACCAAGAACACGACCAGAAGGGCCUCUUUGAAGGCAAAGGCUACCGCUGCCAGAAUCAUCGAAUUCGCAAUGGUCAAAUUCUCCAACUCGUUCGCAACAAAGGUCCUCCCCACCGAAGAUUCAGAAACCUUGAUUAAUAACAACAACACCAGUGCUAUGUCGGAGAUGAUGGGCAAGCUUACACUCAAAUCAGCCCUCCUGAGAAGCCAACUCUCAAAGGGUCUUCGCACAUGGUUCUCACCUCUGAAGAACCUCCCAAGCACUCCUCUUGAGGAGAUUCUUUAA